Adineta steineri is the source of this 1893-nucleotide messenger RNA. The record is from the annotation of a GenBank genome assembly. NCBI's taxonomy places the organism in Eukaryota, Metazoa, Rotifera, Eurotatoria, Adinetida, Adinetidae.
AUGAUACGUUCUCGUUUACUAUCUAUUAAUCAACCGUUAUUUCAACGAACAAUUGUAACAAAAACAAAGAAUAUUAUUAAUCAUGAAGAAAAGGAACAAGGACAAGAACAACAACGAAAUAUAAGAGAAGAUUAUCAAUCAUCAAAUACAUCCUAUAAACCUCCAAAAAAACCAUUAAUUCAACAAUUUACACAUCAAGUAACAAAUCAAGUUCCACCACUUGAAUUUGUAGAUUUAUAUGAAAGUGAUUUAGCAUUUCGAGAAUUUCUUCCAGAAAAAAAUAGUGGUCAGGUGAGAGAGAUGGCUGUUGAAUUAGGUACUUAUCAUUGGUUUGAACAAGGACAUCAAGCUAAUCGACAUAUACCAACAUUACAUCAAUUUGAUCGUUAUGGACAACGUAUUGAUGAAGUUCAAUUUCAUCCAGCAUAUCAUGAUCUUAUGGAAAUAGGCAUGCGAUAUGGUGUUCAUUCUAUCGCUUGGGAAUCAUUAUCUGAUGAUAAAACUAAAAUUAAUCCACAUGGACAUUUACAACAUGCGGCUAGACUUUAUAUACUCAGUCAAAUUGAAGCUGGUGUUGGUUGUCCUUUAUCAAUGACAUAUGCUGGUUAUCCUGUUCUUCAUCGAUAUCUAAAAAAUACAAGUCAAAAUAUAAUAAAAAGUUUUCCAUUAGAUAAACUUUUAUCUCGAAAAUAUGAUCAACGAUGUUUACCAGCUUCAAUUAAAUCUGGAUUAACUAUUGGAAUGGCAAUGACAGAAAAACAAGGUGGUAGUGAUGUUCGUGCAAAUACAACAAAAGCUUAUUGUGAUAAUACAAGUGAAAAACGUUAUAUACUUGUUGGUCAUAAAUGGUUUUGUUCUGCGCCAAUGUGCGAUGGUUUUCUUGUUCUUGCACAUAUUCAAAAUGAUGAGAUACAUGAUAAAUCAUCUGCCAAUAUUGUACCAUCUUGUUUUUUUGUUCCACGAUGGUUACCAAAUGGUGAACGAAAUCCAUUUUAUAUUCAACGAUUAAAAGAUAAACUUGGUAAUCGUUCAAAUGCUUCAAGUGAAGUUGAAUUUAAUAAUACUCAAGGUUGGUUACUUGGCAAAGAACAUGAUGGUGUUAAAACAAUUAUUGAAAUGGUACAAGGUACACGUUUAGAUAGUGCCGUUGGAAGUGCAGCAUUAAUGCGACAAGGAUUAGUACAGGCUACAUGGCAUGCUCGUCAUCGAAAAGCAUUCGGUCGAUUAUUAAUAGAACAAUCACUUAUGAAACAAGUUUUAAUCGAUUUAUUACUUGAAUCAGAAGCUGCUACAGCACUUGGCAUGUAUAAUGCAACUCUUAUUGAUUCAACAUAUAAUACUAAAAAUACAAAUGAUAUAAAAGCAUUUGCUCGUAUUGUUACAGCAAUAGCUAAAUUUUGGAUUUGUAAACGUACACCUGAAACAACAUAUGAAGCAUUGGAAUGUCUUGGUGGUGCUGGAUUUGUUGAAGAAUCCAAUAUGCCUCGUAUAUAUCGGGAAGCACCAUUAAAUAGUAUCUGGGAAGGUAGUGGUAAUGUUAUGUGUUUAGAUAUAUUACGUGCAAUGAAAAAAUCACCUGAAUCACUUCAAGCAUAUAUGUCAUUUAUGCGUGAAAUAAAAGGUUCAAAUAAAUAUUUAGAUGCAGCAUUGGAACGUGUUGAAAAAACUUUAUUAACAAAAAAUCUUUCGAAUGAAAUGUUAGAACGUCAUGCACGAACAAUAGCUACACAAUUAGCUUUAUGUCUUCAAGCUGCUUUACUUAUUCGUCAUUUUCCACAGACAGUUAGUGAUGCAUUUUGUUCAUCACGUCUAGGACCAAAUCGUGGUUCCAUAUUUGGUGAUUUGCCCAUGGAUAUUGAUACAGACAAACUUUUAAAAAGAUUGCCUUUCUAA